UGCAGCUGUAAAACACACCUGUGAACGCGGGCUGGGCUGGGUGCGGUAGCGCGCGCGCGUGCCAGAGCUCAAACUUCGCGCGGCCAUGUGGGGGGUCAUCUCGUACCUGAACAGCCCCGAGCUGGUGGUCGGCUUCCAGCGGUGCUGCGGCCUGGUUCUGAGAGAGACUCGCUCGUUUACUCCUCAGAACGGAUGCAUAAACGCGAAUGGAUCCGACAAGGACGGUCCGGUCACGAUCCACCGGCGCAAAGCGGAGCAGGUGGCGAACGGGACGUCACGCGCUCAAGACAGUAACUCCAACUAUAAAUGCGACAGUUCACAAUAUGAAAUCAAAGAGCAUCCCAGGCCUCAUUAUGAGGUGAGGAAUUGGAUUUUCUACUUCCUGUUUGUGACGUCGGCCACUUUGGGGCAUGAGGUCUUUUACAUCACCUUUCUGCCCUGCAUCCACUGGAACCUCGACCCCUUCCUGUGCAGGAGACUCGUCAAUGUGUGGGCUGUGGUGAUGUAUAUUGGGCAAGUGAUGAAGGAUAUUUUAAAGCUGCCCCGUCCUCCAUCGCCCCCUGUGGUCAAACUGGAGACGCGUGUGGAUGCGGAGUACGGAUUGCCAUCCACACACGCCAUGGCAGCAACAGCCAUCUCAUUCACACUGCUUCUCAGUGCUCACGAGAGAGUAAAGUUCCCGUUUGAGCUGGGAUUGAUUGUGGCCGUGGUUCUGUCUGCACUGGUGUGUCUGAGUCGUCUUUAUACCGGCAUGCACUCGGUUCUGGAUGUGAUUUGUGGCGUUGUAAUUUCAGCCGUCAUCAUGGCCGUGUCGUACCCGUACUGGGGAACCGUUGACUUCCUGCAGCUCCACAGCCCCAUCUCCCCUGUCGUGGCAGUGGUACUGCCUCUCUUCCUGUCCUACAAGUACCCAGAACUAGACCAUUACAGCACCACACGGGGGGACACCACCAUUAUUUUAGCAUGCAGUGCGGGAUGUUCGAUUGGAUACUGGGUGAAUGAGCGUUUGGGCUUGACCUUUGACCUAGUCGGGCCUUUUCCAGUGGCUCUGCCACCUCUGACCCUUGCGGCCUUGGGCCUCGGUGUGGCACGGUUCCUGGUGGGGUUAGUGAUGCUGGUCCUGACCCGGCAGACGGUGCGCUGGGCAAGCCUGCGGGUGCUCUGCCGGAUUUACGGAGUGUCUGUGAGUGACGUUGACGCACGCAGGAGGAAAGAGAUCGAAGUGCCGUAUAAGUUCAGCACGUAUGUUUCCAUUGGACUGGUCAACAGUAUCUUGGUGAACAGAGUGUUUGUGAUGAUGGGACUUUGGGAUUUGGGAAAUUCUGUGUAAUUUCUCAGUGUUUACAGGCGACUUUGAACAGAAUCCCUCUACAUCAUAGAUUCUCAGGGAGAAAUUUACAUUAGUCUUUGUCCAGAAAUGACUUGCACAUUUAACCUAACUUCUCACAUUAAACAGGAUUUGAAAUUUUGAAACAUUUUGAAAACUGAAUUACAGUUUUUGGAUGUUUUGUGUUAGGGCUGGGUAAAAAAACAAUAGACUUAACCGAUUCACAUUUUUAUGAACCGAUAUCAAUUUGUAAAUCCCAAGAAUCAAUCUUUUAGUCUAUGAAUGAACAGAACAUUGUAGCGUGCCUCCCAUCCAUUAAAUCACAAUAAGCUUUGUUACUUUUGAUAUUAAACAAAGUCUCAUAUUUCAAAUUAUGUCCAUUUUAUUUACGAAAUUCAAACAAUACCAUUUUGGCACUCUUUAACAUGGCAUGGCAGAUUGCUGUUGCCGCCUCAGUUCAAGUGAAGGGGCAGUGUGGAGCGCACGUGAAACGAUCAUCUCUUUGUCUUUACUACCAGUUACAGCGCGAAAUAAACAUGAAUGAACAUCAGAAGGUAUGUUAAGUGUUACAGUACAACUUACAGAAAUCCGUAUCAUGUCUCAUGUAAACGCUCAAUCUCAAACCGUAGAAAGAUGUCAUAAAACAGCUUGUUAACAAUAGCUAUGUCACGUAACCUCACAUUUACCUCAGAAAAGCCAUUCAGUGAGCAUGAACUCAUGAGUCAGCUAGAAAAAUGAACUCUAGAUUGGAGCUUUUUAAAUAUGCACCAUAUUACUUGUUCAUUAUAUUUUUAUUGUUCUUCAAAAUGUAUGUCUGAAAUCAGUCACAUUUGACAGCCACCAUUGAAAUGUUUAUAUUUAAAAAUUAAUUGGAGUAGAAACAUAAUUAUGUAAGUUAGUAUUAUAACUUUAUUAUGACGCUUCUUUGUGUUUAAUAAGUGUUUGUAUACAAACUUUUUGGGUUAACAGUUACAAAUGUAACCAUGGUUCCCUGAGAAGGGGAACGAGACACUGCGUCUAACAAGAUGUCGGGGUACGACUUGUCAGACGCAGUGUCUCGUCCCCCUUCUCAGGGAACCAUGGUUACAUUUGUAAAUGUUAACCUGGGAAGUGUGAAUCUGAGACACAGUGCGAGUUCCCAUUCAAAAAGGGACUUAUUUUAAACUUCAAUAUUAUAGUAAUAUAGUAACCUACCAACUGACUCCAUGUAUAGUGUACAGCAUUAGUUGAGGGAUUUUUGUUUCCUUAAGAAAAAAAGCCAUGUAGCGUGCCUGAUAUAUAUGCAAAAUAAUUGAUAUCAAAUUGAAUUGAAUCGGAAUCGAAUCUAAUCGCAAGCUUGUGAAUCGAAAUUGAAUCGAAUUGUGAAAUUUGUGUCAAUACCCAGCCCUAUUUUGUGUCAUUUCGCUAGCAUUUUUAAAGGAAUGUUCUUGCUUAAAUACAAGCUAAAGGUGAAGUGUGUAAUUUCUGUGCCACAAGAAUCACCAAAUGAAAUCAGACACCUGAACAAAGGUUAAUGGAAAAAAGGCUAAUAAAUUAUUAACUCGAUGCCCAUCUGCUAUAAAGUAAUGCAGGAGUCCUAAAACCCAGAAUUUAGUUGCCAUUUGUGUGUAUGUGUGAGUUGUUGUGUUUUUUUUUUUACCAGUAAAAAUCGCGUUCUGGGGGCAACCCGUGGCAACAAUGUAAAAGUAGCCAAAUUGCGCAGAAAAAAUGUGGACUUGGUAACACUGAAAUAAAGACUGAAAGAGUUGUCGGAAGCUACACUAGUUAAUGUGUUAACUCUUGUGACUGUAGUGUAGCUUAUUGAUCACCUAACUUUAACUUUUUACUUUUACCGAUUAAAGUAGAAACAUCAAAGUUUGUGAAUAUUAUCUUGCACAACAAACGUGCAACAAAUGAACAAAACGUAUAAGAAUCAUAAACUUUUGUUGGACUCAGAGCAUAUUUUCUGCUAUAAUCCAAUAGCCAAUGGAAAAAUCCUUUAGGGUUUUUGGUGAGGGAACCAGGGUGAUUUGAACUUCUAGUUUAGCCUACAAAAUUAAGUCAUCCCUCCAACGUUCUAGUGGUCAGACAGACAGUCCUGCCCUAAACCGCAUUGGUUGAGUCAGUGUUGAUGUUAACGAUCAAAUAAAUAGAGUGAUAUUUUAAUCACACUUUUUGUGGGAUCAUCCAAUGUAUGCCUCACAUGAAGAUGGGAUACGAGAACAUUACACAUUUCACCUUUAUAUUCUCUGGAGAGGAACUGGCAAACUGUUGAUUUCUACAUUCGGCUUGUACUUUUAGUUGUAAAAAGUGCAAAAAAUUAACUUUGAUUGAAAGUUCGUUUUUAUCAGAUGAUGUUUAUGACAUAAUUUUUACUAACACAUAACACCUGUUAUAAAAUGCUUUGACUGCCUCAACUCUAUGAACAUUUGUCCUAUUACUUUUUUUUUACCAUAUAGUUAUGCAUUUGAUAUUUAUUACAAAAUGCUGAAGAACAUAUUUAGUACUUUGGCAUUCAGGAUGUGUGUUUAUGAGCUUUUACAGAUGUGGUGAAGGAAAUGAAUAAACACAAUAAAAAUGGCACUUAAAAAAGUGUCGCCUCUCUCCAUCUGC
Molecule: messenger RNA, 3919 nt
Organism: Megalobrama amblycephala (Wuchang bream)
Lineage: Eukaryota; Metazoa; Chordata; Actinopteri; Cypriniformes; Xenocyprididae
Gene: sgpp2
Product: sphingosine-1-phosphate phosphatase 2
Exons: 5
Coding region: 86-1330 (414 amino acids)
Biological process (GO): sphingosine metabolic process; phospholipid dephosphorylation
Cellular component (GO): endoplasmic reticulum membrane
Molecular function (GO): sphingosine-1-phosphate phosphatase activity
Source: RefSeq, a predicted model, not a curated record